CGAAACAUGGCGUUUUCCUUUUCGUUUGCCGGGGACGACAUAGAAGACGACGGAACGCAGCAGCAGCAGCAGCCGGAAAGCAAUGUCGUAGCAGGCGGCGGGCAAGACCAGGGACCUCGGGGCGGCAGCAGCACCAGCGCGUUCCCGGUGCAGGGCCGGGCGCAGCUGGCGGCCGAGCGCCACGACCUCGGGCGCAUGCUGGCGCAGCUGCCGUCCCGCAUCGCGUACGGCACGCUCGAGGUCGAGGCGCAGGGGGGAGGGGUUACGCGGCUGCCGCGGCGCGAGCUGUGGGACGUGCGCGUGCAGCUGGCGGCCGAGGACGAGGGCCUCACCGGCGGCGGCGGCGGCGGGCACGACGAGGCCGGGCUCGGGCAGCAUGACGUCCGCACCGGCAUCUACGAGGGCGGCUUCAAGAGCUGGGAGAGCAGCGUCGAUUUGGUCAAGGUCCUGGCCCGUCACGACAUGUCGCCCGCCCUGGCGCUGGCCAAGGGGCCUGUUAGGAUGAUCGAGCUCGGAUGCGGAACAGCACUGCCGUCGCUUGCCGUCUUCCAGUGGGCGGCCGCCCUGGAGGAGGCGGCGAGGUCCCCGCUGUCGCUGACGCUCGCCGACUACAACCCGUCGGUCCUCCAACUCGUGACGCUGCCCAACUUCAUCCUCGCGUGGGCGCUGCUGCGUCGGGGCGAGAGCGAGCUUCUCCAGGAGGCGCUGUCGUCCGAGGAGAACCUGGACGGCGGCGGAGAGCUCGAGCUGGACGACGAGGUCAAGGCCGCCUUUUUGUCAUUCCUCGAAACUUCAAACAUCUCGCUCUCCUUCGUCUCGGGCGGCUGGUCGCCGGCCUUCGUGGAGCUCCUCUACGAUGGGCUGGGCGCGCCUUUGCAGCAGCAGCAGCAGCAAGGCGGCAAUAGCAGCAGCACCCUAGUGGUGGGAGCCGAGACCAUCUACUCGCCCUUUGCGCUGGGCGCCUUCGCCGACACGCUGCUCGCGGUGCUCCGGAGGGAGCGGUCGGGCGGCGGCGGCAGCGCGACGAGCAUCGUGGCGGCCAAGAGGCUGUACUUUGGGGUCGGCGGGUCACUGGACGACUUCGUCGACAGGGUCGCGGGGGAGGGCGUCGACGUGCGCUGGCUGGCCGAGGAGACCGAGGGCGUGCGCCGCGGGGUCGUCCAGUGCUCACUGCCCUGAAGCGUCACACGACCAUCCCGCCGAGAAUAGGCUGGGGCGAAGUAGCUAGUCUAGACUUUUCGGUACCGACCUCGAUCAACAACCUGUUUCCAUCUAACGGGGCAGUGGCAAUAAAAAGGCCACAUAGGGACAUGGGAACACGCAAGUGACUUUAUCUGCAAUAUCUCGAUAAAAAGUGCUCAUCAAGCCACCUUCUCGGCACCAAGGACGCAUGGUACUUCCCCUCUUGGCGGCCGGUCGUCGGUG
Molecule: messenger RNA, 1425 nt
Organism: Gaeumannomyces tritici R3-111a-1
Lineage: Eukaryota; Fungi; Ascomycota; Sordariomycetes; Magnaporthales; Magnaporthaceae
Exons: 2
Coding region: 7-1179 (390 amino acids)
Biological process (GO): peptidyl-histidine methylation, to form tele-methylhistidine
Molecular function (GO): protein-L-histidine N-tele-methyltransferase activity
Source: RefSeq, a predicted model, not a curated record